This is a messenger RNA of Perca fluviatilis (European perch), 2878 nucleotides long. RefSeq lists its product as uncharacterized. The record is from RefSeq and is a predicted model, not a curated record. The transcript has 4 exons. NCBI's taxonomy places the organism in Eukaryota, Metazoa, Chordata, Actinopteri, Perciformes, Percidae. Bases 170 to 2698 code for a protein of 842 amino acids.
GAGGUGUUAAGCAGAUGAGCUGGAGCAUCAUCAGCUGGAUCGUUCAUAUCCACACCGAGCUUCACACCGUCACACAGGAGAUGACAGCCGCGCUGCAGUCAGGAACCUAACAGGGAAUAGAGAAGAAACACCUGAAAAUAAACAACCUUAAGUGAUUCAAAGGCUUGUAAUGAUGGAAACCAAAGAGCCCAGAGCCAGCCCUGGAGGUUCGAUCUCCCAGGAUGAGGGCGGUCUGUGGAUGAAGAUUAACUCUAACAGCCCAGUGACGGACCACACAGAUGAGCCAUGUGGUCAGAGGCCUGGAGAUGAAACUAAAUUCGUCCCCCGUGUGCCUGCAGUGAUCACUAGAUAUGUUGGUGUGAUGGAUGAUGAGGGCGCAGACGAUGUUUUCAUCCCUCCUCCUCCAUCCUACAUGGAUCCUUUGCUGCCAGGCGAGGGCAGCACAGAUGCUACGGCGAAUUAUUCCGGUUUGACCCUUACAAAUGGGGCAGCUGACGCCACAGAGGCUGAGGCUAAUCCCAGCGGCUUAGACUGGCAUCACGCUGAGAAGCAGUUAAUGGCAGAACAGAGCGAGGUGGAUAAAGUGAUAGCGAGCACACCGCAGACUUCUGAGGAGUGGAAAAACGACUCCAAUCUACCCAAAGAUCAAGACCAAACAUCCAUGGAGGAAAUAUGUUAUUUAUCUGGAAGACAGCAUCAGGAAAACACAUCAGGAGAUGGAGAAUCAAAAUUGGAGCAUGAGGAUAUUGCAAUGUUGAGCGAGAGGCAGGAAAAGUGGAGGGAAACGGAAGCGGAGAAAGACAAAUAUCCAAAACAGGUACCUUCAAGCAUUGAUGAAAAGUCUGAAAAUGAGACGCAUUUUGACAAAGAGGGAGACCAAACACAAUCUGAAGAAAUGUGUGAUGUCCACUGUGACGAUGAGGAGAGUGAUGAGGAUUUUGAGCCCUAUGGGCCACCAGGGCUCAGCAAAUGCAACCGAAACACGACUGACGCAGCAACCAAUCAGCCACAGGUACCAGAAAUCCCACCUCAGGUGUCCAAUGGUGAUAAAGUGCACGUUGACACCAGUUCUUUGAACUAUACAGUCACAAAGCAUGACUGGGUGAGGAGAGAGAGUGACACAAGCGAAACUCAAGUGUCCCGACUGUCCGUCUCUGAAGGUGACGAAGAAAUGCCAACGAUGGAAGAACAGGAGGAUGGAAGCAGGAGAAUAGCAACAGAUAUCCAACAAGGAGAGCAACUGCUUCAACGUCUGCAACGCUUGCAGCUGCAACAGGAUGGGUGUUCACCAGAGAGUCCUCUUAACUCCCAGAAGGCUGUGCAAGAGACGAGAGGCGAGACGAAAGGUGCUUUUGGGACUAAAGCAGAUGAUCUGCAAGCAAGAGAAGCCAAUCUGACAUGUGGAGAUGAGAGGGAAGAGAGUAGGUCUCACACUGCAAAGACAAACCUGAUGGAAAAGAAUGGAAAAAAUGAGAGUCAAGAUGUUGAAGCAAACGCAUGGAUGUCUUCGUCCACAACAAUGCCCGUAGAGUUGGAGCAUCAGGCGAUUGCCAGAGACUCUGACGAUCAUUUCCAUCCUUUGAUUAAAACUCUGGCCACUGGCAGCUGGGUUCCUGCAGACUUGUCUUUAAUUGACACCCAUGAAAAUGAGAUGUCCAUGGAGAGGCAGAUCCACAAGGAAGUCCAGGGGAAGCAGAACCUGCAGAGAGCCAGUGGUGUCCUCAAUCAGGCAGAUAAUCCAGAUGUGCUCGAGAUCCCGUUUAAGACCAAUAUCUUGCUUGAGCCACUACCCACCAAGGAUGGCGCCCCUGGCGACUGGCAGUUCUCCGAGCAGAAGAUGAAGAAGGAGAUAAGUCAGGAGAUCCAGAGAGAGCUGGUGCUUGUAAACCAGGGGAAGAUCCCAGGCGGAUACAGCAAAGGGGAAGUCCGCCAGUUAAAGGAGACAAAAUUGCUGUUUGAGGCUUUCCAGCAGGAUAACACAGAGGGCCCAAAAAGGCAACGGAAACCUCGUACCGCACUGAAGAAAGGUCGCGUUUACCCUUCUGUGCUAGAGCGCACACAUAGCCUGGAGAUGCUGUCAUUCAAAAGUUGCCAUCUUUCCAGAGCACAAUCCCUCAGGCAGUAUAACGAGACUGAGAAAACCCCUGAAAUCUUAAGAUCGAUGAGCCCAACUGAAGGUUCACGACGAGACAAAACACGCUACACAAAACAAGACAAACUCGUGUACAGAAGCAUGGACUCCAUAAAGACAGACGUCUCAGCGUCAGCUGGGGAGACCAGGAUGAGAUCUAGGGACGGAAACGCAACUCAAGAAUCUCCCAUCCUCCAACGAAACCCUUUUUUCAACUUGCGUCCAGCCCUGGCUCUAAAGCCGGAAGUAGAGAAGGACAUCCGGGAGGCCAAGGAGAGAGAAGAGGAGCUGCGCAGACAAAGAUGCGAUCUGUACGGAGAGAACGCGCAGAGUGGUGAAGACGGAGAGAAGUCACGAUUUAAAGCAAUGUUCGCACCAGGUGCCACGAAACAGUCCAGCGGGAAACUGGAGCGUGUUUGGCCGCCUCCACCCUCCAUGAAAGACCAGAUGAAAUCUGAGCAGACCCAGCAGGAGUCAAAGGUUCAGCGAGCUGCAGGACAGAAGUCUCCUCUGUGGCAACGCUGGGAGGCCGGUCUGAUCAACGGAGAAGGAAAGGAGAAGAACUGAUGUUGGCAAUUUUGAUGUCUUCAACACCACAAAUAGAAUAUAAAUGAUGCUAUGCUAGAGCUGCACAAGUCCAAGAGUAAUCAGUAUAACCAAAAAUCCUGAAAGUAGUUCCGGCUUGAUUGCUUUCUGUCUCUUCUAACUCUGCUUCUGUGUCAAAUACAUAUUUUUGAUAUAUUUAAA